UCUUAUUAUUUGAUCUACAGUUUGAAAUAUUUUCGUCGUAUAAAAUACAAAUUUGAUUCUUUAGUUAAGGAUAAAGUGGUCUCGAUGCGCUAGAAGCACUGUGCCGCUUCUCGUGCUAUCUUUGCUUGUUAGUUAGCUUAGCUCGCUAGUUAGCUUAGCUUGUUAGCUGCUAACAGAAGACACAGAAGUUAUCAACACAUCGCUAAAUAGAGAUCAAGUGGUUGUGAUUGUGUGAAAAUGUCUACAUUACAAAUGUUGAGAGCGUUGGUGGAUCAGCGACUAACUGCUGCCGUUGAAGAAAUAUUUGUAGUGUUAGAAAGAACGAUAGCAGAAUACGAGGCGGAACUUUCUAGAACAAAAGAGGAAAACUAUCAAAUACUGGACGCUGUUUUCAAGAAACAUCAAGUUGUGUUACACAGAACAGUCGUCCAGCAGGUGUCAGCAGAGAGUCAUGAAGAGAUUCCAUCCAAGCAGCAAGAGUGGAGCUCCAGUGUGGGACAGAAGGAGCUACAGGCCCCCUCCCACAUUAAAGAGGAGCAGCUUCAUGAUGAAGAUGAAGCUCAGUCCUUACAGCUUCAUCACAGUCAAAGUGAGGAGAACAGAGGGGCGGAGCUUGUAAGUCAACACAUCACAGAAGCUGAUGGAGAGCAUUGUGAAGAUAUAAAGUCAGAACCAGACAGCAUCUUUGCUCCACUGUCAGACAUGGACCACAUGAUGUCACACUCUUCUGAUCACAGUGACCACAUCCAAAAACCUUUGGAGAGUAAAAAUGACUCUAAAGGUGAUACGAGACAUCACACUAACAACAAACACUUUGACUGCUCUCAAUGUGGGAAAUCAUUUAGAUGGAAGAGUCUUUUUACAGUACACAUGAGAACACAUACUGGAGAGAAACCUUUUACUUGCUCUGUUUGUAAGAAGAGUUUCUCCUUAAAGCAACGCUUGACCAGACACAUGAGAACACACAUUGGAGAGAAUCCUUUUACUUGUUCUUUUUGUAAGAAGAGUUUCGCCACUAAGCAAAACAUGAUCACACACAUGAGAACACACACUGGAGAGAAACCUUUUCCUUGCUCGGUUUGUAAGAAAACUUUCUCCAGAAAGCAACACAUGACCACACACAUGAGAACACACACUGGAGAGAAACCUUUUCCAUGCUCAGUGUGUCCCAAAAGAUUCUCCAUAAAUGAGCAAAUGAAAAGACACAUGAGAACACACACUGGAGAGAAACCUUUUACUUGCUCUCUUUGUAACAAGGGGUUUUCCAGAAAGCUUAACAUGUCCACGCACAUGAGAACACAUACUGGAGAGAAACCUUUUACUUGCUCUGUUUGUAAGAAUAGCUUCUCCACAAAGCUUGUCAUGACCAGACACAUGAGAACACACACUGGAGAGAAACCGUUUAGUUGCACUGUGUGCGAUAAAACAUUCAUGAUUAAGAAUCAGGUCAGUAAACACAAGUGUGUAACAGUCAUGGAAGCUGCAGGGAUUUAAAAACACUUAAGCAGUGAUUGUGCUAAAUGUACUUUAAAACACAGCAUGUUUAAUAUGAAUGUAUAUUUGAUGUUGUAUGUAGUAGUGCUUCUCAUCUUCUACUGUUAUUCUAUGUUGUUCUGGAAUUACUUUUAAGUUGUGUGCAUUUAUUGAAUAUCAUGUAUGUAGCUACUAUUUUAUUUUAUUUUCUCAUUGUUAAAGAGAGAACUUCUUAUUAUUUACAGUUGUUUUUUGUUCACACAUUUUCUUCCAUUGCAUUUUUAUUGAUGUUAUUAUCCAAUUAAAAGAAUGAAUGAAUAAAAUUGUUAAC
This is a messenger RNA of Nerophis ophidion (straightnose pipefish), 1804 nucleotides long. Its product is annotated as gastrula zinc finger protein XlCGF57.1-like. Lineage: Eukaryota; Metazoa; Chordata; Actinopteri; Syngnathiformes; Syngnathidae. Gene Ontology annotation, cellular component: nucleus. The transcript is spliced from 2 exons. Gene Ontology annotation, biological process: regulation of transcription by RNA polymerase II. Gene Ontology annotation, molecular function: DNA-binding transcription factor activity, RNA polymerase II-specific; RNA polymerase II cis-regulatory region sequence-specific DNA binding. The record is from RefSeq and is a predicted model, not a curated record. Bases 238 to 1494 code for a protein of 418 amino acids.